AUGAAAUAUUCUAUAGCAGUGAAAGAGGGUGUUUUCGUUGUGGAAAAAGGAGAUUCAAAACUGUGUCUAUCAACUUCUGGUUGGAAGGCCGAAGGAUUGUGUGCAACAAGUACACAUGAGCUUCUGAUUUGUGUCUCCAAUUCGUCUUCACAGGAGGUUAAGGUUAUCAGAUGUGAUCCAUCAAGGACCAACCCUGAAUUAAUGAUAACACAAGAAAUUCAAUUCAAUGGAGAACAUCCUUUAUUUCUUUUCGGAGAACUCCACCACUUUAUUGCAGAAAACAAAAACGGAGACAUCUGUGUCUCUGAUACAAAUGCUGAUGCAGUUAUUGUAGUCGAAAAAUCUGGAAAAUUCAGAUUUAAGUACCAAGGAAAAGUUGUAAUUGGAAAAAUGUUAUUUAGGCCUGACCAAAUCAUCACGGAUUCUCUUUGUAAUAUUAUUGUCACUGAUUUUAUGAAUAAUUGUUUACAUAUUCUUGAUCAAAAUGGCUUGUAUCUAAAAUGUGUAGACAACUGUGGAUUAGACUUUCCUAUACCCUUAGAAAUAGACAAGAAUGGUGAUCUGCUGGUUGGGAUGUUCUUAUCUGGGCAGAUUAAUCUGAUACGUUAUCGCACAUGA
Molecule: messenger RNA, 618 nt
Organism: Saccostrea echinata
Lineage: Eukaryota; Metazoa; Mollusca; Bivalvia; Ostreida; Ostreidae
Exons: 1
Coding region: 1-618 (205 amino acids)
Source: RefSeq, a predicted model, not a curated record